Letharia lupina is the source of this 753-nucleotide messenger RNA. RefSeq lists its product as uncharacterized. Bases 1 to 753 code for a protein of 250 amino acids. NCBI's taxonomy places the organism in Eukaryota, Fungi, Ascomycota, Lecanoromycetes, Lecanorales, Parmeliaceae. The transcript has 2 exons. The record is from RefSeq and is a predicted model, not a curated record.
AUGUCCAGGCUAGUCGCCGAAUGUGGACCUCUGAGACCACCCGCAGCAACAUAUCUAGUCCGUGGGGAAAUCGAGUCCCGAGACACUUCUGCUCCAAUCAGAAUCAACGACUCAACCAACGCACGACCUAGCUCUCAUGAUCCAGAAAAAGAGCGAUUUCGACGGCAUACACGCCCUUCCCGUAGUUCAUCCUACCAGCACUCAAGGGUCAUCUGUGCUGAUGACGGGGAUGAUGUGGAUGACAACGAGUCCAAAGAGCACGCAUUUUGGAUAUUAAUCUACCUCUCCGCCUUGUCGCCUCUUCUUGCACUCUCAAUAGCACCUUACACCCUCCUCAUGGGCACGCUACUUCUGCUGCUCUUUCCACUGUGCUUCUGCUUGAAGCAGAUACCUGUCUGCGCACACUGCCGUCAUUUCCUUUCGCCGCUACUCGUCUUCCAGCUCAAGCUCGUAUACUCUUCCUGCGACAGAGAUGACACUGUCCAUUCCGAGACAAGCGGUAUUAUGGUGCUUGUCCUUGUCUCCAUGCUCUCUCCUCUGUAUGCCAUGGCUAUAGCUGUAGCGGCUUGGGUCGCUGGUGUUUUCUGGUUCUACACUGCUAUGUUGGGAAAUCCAGACGGGAGAGAAGACAGAGAUGAUGGAAGAGAGACAGUUCUAGCAGUGAGAGGAUGGUGGGAAAGGUGGUUAAUCCAAUGCUUGGAGCCAAAGCGAAGUUCCACAUUGCGGGAUGGUGGACCAGAAAGUGGCUGUUGA